GUAGACUUUAUUUCAAGCCCCCUUUCCUCGCCUCGCUAGACUUUCACGUAGCUACAACGAAACACCGGUGUACCCCAGCCUCCCAAGGCGCAGUAUCGGCCAUUUCUUACCGCAAUUUCACUAUUUCUUUGCAGCCGUCAGCAUACAGCAAACCGACGCCAGGUCAAUGUAGAGCGUCUGCAACAAUCUGCUGGCCUCGGACUCCUUUCGCGCCAUCGUCGAACCGACCACCGUCCUUUACACAGCGCGAUACGGCCGCCCAAACUAGCUGGGUAGCUUUAAAGCGACACCGUUAAGAUGGCAUCUGUCAAUGACCCGAAGCGAGUCGUUCUUCGUUUUCAUGUUCAAUACGAGCUUGAGGAGGCCGCCAUAAAUGAACGAUUCUUUGCGCUAUACGGCUCUGACCAUCCCAAUAACGAUUUCUUCUCUCACUUAAUGGCUCCCAACGAAUCUUCUCAGAUGCACAUUGUUUUGGACUUCAAUUGUAAAUUACAUCCAACCAUCGAUAACAACGAGAUAGCAUACGAAGUCUUCAAAGUUAAAAGGAAAGACGAUUUUGAAUUCGAAAAGCUAAACGAUACUGCAUGCCAACAAGCUCGCAUGCGCUGCGAGAGGAUCAAAUGGGGCACCAACUGACCUCAAUCUGAAGAAUUAGAUGGCGUCCGUGCAUUGCAAACAGGGCACUCUCCUUGUACAUUUGUAUCUUGAGCAUCAAGGGACAAAGGUAAGUCCCUUAGCUGCCCACUUGCAGGCAUACAGAGUUGUUGGUUCGGGCGGGCUCGCGCAGCCGCGCAUCGCAGAUAGUCACCCCUGACUUGAUGUUGAGGGUUGCGACGACAACUGGCAUAUGUUGUAACCUGGAUAUCGCACAUGUUGAUAUAUUUAUCUGUGUAGAUUUGAUUAGAUUAGAAUCGAGAAAUAUUUAUUGAGCGACACUUGAGGGUCGAAAGCUGAAUGAAAAGGCUGCUUUGGCUGCAGGCGCUGAUGUCUU
Verruconis gallopava is the source of this 991-nucleotide messenger RNA. RefSeq lists its product as uncharacterized. NCBI's taxonomy places the organism in Eukaryota, Fungi, Ascomycota, Dothideomycetes, Venturiales, Sympoventuriaceae. The transcript is spliced from 2 exons. The coding region runs from base 298 to 636 and encodes 112 amino acids. The record is from RefSeq and is a predicted model, not a curated record.